AUGCCCUCAGAUACAACAAAAGCGCUGAUACUGCUACUGGCAUUGCUGCACGCCAAGAGCUUGCCAGGAGUCUACACCCUCCGGUCCCUGUCCUACUUUAUCAAAGCCCGCAACUUGACCGAGCCAGCGAUCGGACUCCUCGAAGCCAGCAAGUACCAUUCCCGAGUCUGGUUCGACGAUCUCGACCUCAAUAUCCACCUCAACAACUCGUCCUACAACAAGAUGAUGGAUUACGCCCGGAUCCAGCUUUGCACCUUACUCUUCCCCGGAUGGCAACACCGACACAAGUUUGAUAUGUGUCUCGCCCAGACAGUUCUCUUCUUCAAGGCCGAGGUACCGAGGCUCAGCAAGUAUACGAUCACGAGCCGGAUCUUUGCGUGGGACGACAAGUGGAUCUGGAUGCAACAUCGGUUCUCGAUCAAACGCAAGACUCGGCCGGUUCGCAAGACGCUGGAGAUUGCGGCCGCUGUCGAGCAAGGAAUCGGCAACGGCGACGGUGCUGCCCCUGUCAGGGAUGAGGAUGUGGUUGUUGAGGAGGAGGACGAGGACGACAUCGACCCGAUCGACGCCAAGGCAUCAAAGAGCACCAUCAACAGUCUCUCUCAAGUCAACAUGGGUAGUCACCCCAAUGAUGCGAUUGCGGAUAUGCCGGACAAGCUGUGCUGUAUUGCGUACUCUAGGAUGGUGGCGAAGCACCCCAAAGGAAAGACGAUUGUACCGGUCAAUUUGUUUGAGAAGAUGGGCCACAAGGAGGCAUACCCGGGCGAGUGGGAGCAGUACCGGCAGUUGGGGAUGUCGUUGAUUGAGGGUAUGAUGAAGAUUGGUGAUCCUACUGCUGAUUUGCCUCCUGCACCUCGUCGUCUUGUCAAUCCUACCCGUGCCAGGAUCUAA
This is a messenger RNA of Linnemannia hyalina, 891 nucleotides long. The record is from the annotation of a GenBank genome assembly. Lineage: Eukaryota; Fungi; Mortierellomycota; Mortierellomycetes; Mortierellales; Mortierellaceae.